Messenger RNA from Neospora caninum, 1851 nucleotides. RefSeq lists its product as hypothetical. Gene Ontology annotation, molecular function: syntaxin binding. NCBI's taxonomy places the organism in Eukaryota, Apicomplexa, Conoidasida, Eucoccidiorida, Sarcocystidae. Gene Ontology annotation, cellular component: plasma membrane; secretory granule. The coding region runs from base 1 to 1851 and encodes 616 amino acids. The transcript is spliced from 22 exons. Gene Ontology annotation, biological process: intracellular protein transport; vesicle-mediated transport. The record is from RefSeq and is a predicted model, not a curated record.
AUGGCGUUAAAGGCCAUCUGCAGGCGCCGCCUCCUCGACGAGAUGGUUCGCCACUCCACGCGCGGACAGAACUACAUCGUCAUGCUCGUCGACGACCGCAGUUUGCGAAUCCUCUCCGCGUGCUGCAACGUCUACGACGUUUUGGAAGAGGGCGUGACAGUUGUCGAACCCGUGUCCAAGAAGCGCCAGCCGCUGCCCGAGUUAGACGCUCUCUACUUUGUCUCUCCUGAGGCGGCGUCCGUGGACGCCAUUUUGCGGGAUUUCGAGACGGAGAAAAACCAGUACAACCGCAUUCAAAUCUACUUCACUUCGCCGCUGCCGCCUGGCGACAAGGUUUUGCGCAGAUUCGCGGAGUGUCCUCGCAUUCUCCCUCGAAUUCGCGCCUUCGCCGAGUUCAACCUUGAUUUCGUGGUUCAAGAACAGCGGAUUUUCCACCUUGACCGUCCCGCCGAUUUCGCCGAGCUUUUCCACAGCCCAGACUCGGAGAGACUCGAACAAAUCGCCACGCACCUCUUCACCUUGUGUGCGUCUCUGGGAGAAAAACCUGCCGUUCGCUUUCAAAAAAACCUGCGCGGCUGCGCCAAAGCCGUGGCCACGUCCCUCUACGACAAACUCAGACAUGCACACUUCAAGCAAACGGCAGACUCUGGAGAGGCGACACUCCUGAUUGUCGAUCGUUCGAUUGAUCUCGCAACUCUCUUUGUCCACGAGUACACAUACCAGGCUCUGGUGUACGACUUACUCAACAUCGCCACAAGUGCUCCAACGAAGCCUCACGCGAAUACAGAAGAAGACGAAGACACCAUCCGAGAAGACACAUUCCAGUACGAGAUCGUGAGCAAUCUCGGGAAACACGAGAUGAAACGGGCCGUGCUGGGAGAACAAGACGAACUGUGGGUGCGAUUUCGCCACCAGCACAUCCAGGCAGUGAAUCAGGAGGUCCAGGAAGAGAUCAAGCGAUUCAUCAAGGAAAAUGCGACGGCACAAAUUCAAAAACAAGAGGGCCAGGGUGCGACGCUCCAAGCCAUUCGGUCUCUUCCACAGUAUCAGGAAAUGCUCGCAAAGUACUGGGUGCACGUCUCGCUUACAGAGAAGAGUUUCGAUCAACUCCAGGAGAGAAAUCUGAUGCACAUCGGUCUCCUCGAACAGGAUCUCGCUUGUGGCGUGGACAAGGACGGGAAGGAAGUCGGUGUCUCGAAGAUUCUCUCGACUCUCACCAAGCACCUGUCGGACGGCGGAGUAAAGGUAGAAGACAAGCUUCGCCUUCUGCUUCUCUACUUCACACAAAUGACCGGUCUGUCUCCCAGCGACCGAGCCAAUCUCAUGGAGGCAGCCCAGCUGAGCCUGGCGAGCGAAGAAACGGUGCAGAAGUUUUUGAAACUGGAGCUGCAUCAGGACUCCGUCGACACGGAGGCAGGCCCCUCGAGACCGGCUCAUCGCCUGGAGAGAGACAAAGAUCGAAGAAAGUUUUUCAAACGUCGAGCCAAAACGGCGGCAUACGAGCUCUCCCGCUUCGAGCCUUUCGUCAAAGUUCUUAUGGAGCGAGCUCUGGUCGGAGAUCUACACGGAGGCAACUACCCGCUCGUCGAGGAGGCUCGGUCAGCUCCAAAGGCCCUGUCGUCGCGCCUCCCGUCAGCAGCGGAGCAGAUGAUCGGACGCGCAACGGAGUGGGAUUGGAGCGCCGCCUGGAACGCAACGUCCACGGCUGCGGCCCCGGCCGACCCCGACCGACCCCGAAAGAAAUUGAUUCUCUUCGUUCUCGGCGGAAUCACCCUCGCGGAGAUGCGCUGCGCUUACGAGGUGUCCAACGGACUCGGAGCCGAUGUCAUUCUUGGCGCACCGCCGUCAUAG